Molecule: messenger RNA, 2424 nt
Organism: Rotaria sordida
Lineage: Eukaryota; Metazoa; Rotifera; Eurotatoria; Philodinida; Philodinidae
Source: the annotation of a GenBank genome assembly
AUGUUUCUAUCACGCUUUCGACCACUUCGAAGUGAAAAGAAAUUAGAAUCACAUGUCACUCAUUAUCUUAUUCCAUUUCAUCCUAAAAUGAAGUCUACUAUUGACGAUCAAAACAAUGAUAUUCCCGUAGUGGAUCCAUCAUCUGUGAAAAACAGUCUCUUUUUGGAUCUUCAAGAAUCUCUAUAUCGUUUUCAAUGUAUGCUUGUACAACAAUCAUCAACAGACGAUACUAUUGAAUGCAACAUCAACAAUCAUUAUCAAAGUAUACUUGAUAAAAUACAAAGUAUCGACCAACUUGAAUACACAUCAGAAACCUUCGAUAUUGUUCAUAUGGUAUUUCGAACCUAUAUCAGCGAUAUUCUUCCGCUAACUGAUAAGUAUGAAGACAUAUUAUCAUUUGUAUUAAGUACAAAAAUUAAUUUCAAUCUCGAAGCCUUGUUCAAAGAGAAUGAGAGCUUUACUCGUCGAGUAUUUUUUAGUACUCAUGAUUUACUUGCAUUGCCAAACAUGAUCGAUUAUCUUGAAGGAAAACAAAAGGAAACACAAACAUAUCAAUUAAAAAUUGCAAUGUCUGUUAUUAUCAAUCGACUUCAACUAAUAUCUACAUGGAUAACUUUCGAAAAAGAUGAUUUCAAUGAUCAAGAAUCAAUUUUACGAUUGCUCUUGAAAUUUAUUAAUUCAAACAUUCAUAGUGAUGAUUCGAUAAUCAAACAACUUUUUAAUCUUCUCAUAUUUUUAACAGAGAAAACUAUUCUUGUACCAAGUUUUAUUAAUGCUGGUUUUGUUAUCUAUAUUUUACAAUGGUUAGAAAUGGAACAAUUACCUUAUGAAAUUCAAGGUUCAUGUAUACAUAUUUUUUAUAAUUUAGCACAAAAAAUUGAAGGAGCCAAAGCUUUGAAUCAAGCAGAUGGUCUUCGAAUAUUAAAAGAUUGUACAUAUCGUCUACUCGAUCCGAAUAUAAUCAAUGGACAACAUGGUUUCGAAAAUAUGCAAUUACUCUACUGUAUGGCUAUGUCUUUAUUGAUUGAACCAAAACAGAAUCGUGAAUAUGUCAAAAAUCAUCGUCGAAUUCUUGACUAUCUCCUACAAUCGAUAAUAGAUGCUAGUAAUAUGGAUAACUUUUUCUAUGCUGACUUUCAUAUUUCACGACCGAUUGUUGUUCUUACAAAAUUAUUUGUACAAGAUGAAAUAAUAAAAUAUGUACUUGAUGAAGCACCAGUAAAAAAUUUUCCAUUAUCAUCGAAAGUCGAAUUUUUUGCUAAUUUACUUAUUCGUUUUCGUGGAGCAUUAACAAUGGAUGAGGAUGAAGCUAAUGCAUUGGCAUUGACUGCAUUGUUCAAUAUUCUAUGGAGUAUUUCGUUUCAUGAUGAAUAUCUUUCUCAACUUCAAACUAAUCGACAAUUUUUACUUACUGUAAAAACAUUUGCUUACGAUACAAGUGUAAUGGAAUAUGAACGGUAUGUUUUUGCUAAUAUGUCUUCAAUUUUUAAAGCAGCCAAUGGUAUUUUAUUGAAUCUUGGUGAAAAUAUUAGCACACGUGUUCAUGAAUCAUCGAACAUCACGGUCGAACAACCAUUGGUAACAUCUAUAGCCAAUCCGAGUAAUCGUAUUAAUGUAAUGAUCAGUUAUUCGCAUACAAAUGCAGACUUCUGUCAUGAUCUUGUCAAUGCACUUCAGAAAGAUCCUCGUCUUGAUAUUUGGGUAGAUUUUAUCUAUUGUCGUAGUGGUGAUUUGUGGGAAGAAAUAAGUGAAGCGAUUGAAAAUGCUCAUGUUAUUCUAUUUAUAAUUACAAAAGAAUAUCAAUCUAGUAAAUCAUGUCGUCAAGAAGUAAUGUAUGCAAGAGAUACACUAAAGAAACGAUUUAUUCCGAUCUAUUUAAAAAAUGACUUUGUCGCCAGUAGUUGGUUAGGCAUACGUAUUGUUGGUGCGCAAUACAUUCGUUUUGGAAAACGAUCUUUCGGUGAUAGUAUUACGGAAAUUCUGAAUCUAAUGGAUGAUAAUACAUCACAAAAACAGAAACAAAAUGUAUUCAAACAAACGCAGAUGCCCACGACUCCUAUCGCGGAUCCAGUCAAUGUUCAAGAUAAAAUUCUUGAUAAAAAUCUACACACAAGUCAAAAUCGAUCAAUCGAAUUGAUUAUGAAUGCUGUUGCGGAUCAAACCAAGCCGAUUGAACAGUGGACAUUCGAAGAUAUUAAUCAAUGGUUUGAGCAGAAUAAUAUCGAGCCGAAAUUAAAAGAUCUCUAUCGAUUUCAACACGGCAACGAUCUUCUCUUAUAUGGACAAUGUUUACAACCCAAUUGGCAGUAUGAAUAUGCAGAUAUGAGAGAACGAUAUACUCGUGAAUAUAAUGAUAUACUAUAUCGAGAUCAAUUUGUACUUCUUGUCGGUGCCCUUAAUCGUCUUCAAUACAUACAACAGUAA